AUGGAAUAUAAAGCAAAAAAAACAGUUAAGGUGAAAAAGCCUUCCUGGAUAAAGAGGAAGGGACACACACACUUCACGUGUACAGUGAUCUGUCUGUGACCUACAGAUAUUAUAAUUCAGCAACGCAUAUUAACGGGUUCUUGUCUGGAAGCUUUUCACUCUUUUUUUCAGCUGUCAUCGAGGAGCUGCAGCCAGUUUGACCCAUUAAAGGCUAGACCCACCAUUACUGAUAAAGUCAGAGUGACACAUUUCGAGGCAUCUGCUGACAUCAACCCUCAACCGCUGUAGUAGGCGAGAGAUAGUGAUGUGCUUGUGUUCACAGUGGCUGCAUGUUCAGUUUGUCGGAACUAAUAAUGUCAGAGAGUGACAGACCUGUUGUGAUAGUAUGUGUCUUGGUUUUGUUUAUCUUGGUCAUUGGUCAGACGGUAGUUGGAGCAGUGUACCGAAAUGAAUGUCCAAGGCAGCCAUUCAUCCCCGUCUAUUUGUUAGGAUUUGUCUCUUUCUCCAUCAUCCUCCUCUGCUGGUGCAACAUGUGCAAAGUUGAUUGUUCCUGCAUGAUUGUUCCAUUCUUCUUUUGCUGGUUCAUUGCUGGUAGUAUCGCAAUCUACUCCAUCUACGAACCCAACUACGAGAAAAGAAGAGCAGAUUCCUACUGCAACAAGACACUCUACCUGUUUGCUUUCUGGAGCACCAACUUGAUCUAUGUCCUAUUAGGUGUGAUCAUUUGCUCCUUUUGCUGUUGUAAGCCACAAAAUCAGGAUGAUACACAAACCACAGCUGUUUUUACGAUUUCCGGUCAAAUUCCAAGUCAAGUCUCAAGUAUUCAAGGCGAAAUGCAAGUCUAACUCCAGUCUCAAGUCUCUGAGUCAAGUGUCAAGUAUUGAAGGCCAAAUGAGGUCUCAAAUUUCGUGCUUUAGCAGAAGUACUGAUGCAGGGAUAUAAAACUUGGAUUGAAAUAAAAGAACACACAAAAAUAUUCAGAUAUCAGUUUUUACAUGCCUGAUAUACAUUUUACUUUUACAUUUAAUACAUAUCAUAUUUUACUAUGGAGGAUAAUGGAUGUAAUAUAUUUAAAUCACCUCAAACACCAGCAUCACAGUUUACUGAUCCACCGUUGACCUUUACUUGUGCUCCAGAAUUUUUGCAUUAAUUAUAACCAUGACAUAAAUUUGUGAUGACAAUCAAAAGCUUUUGCUGUAUUAAAA
This is a messenger RNA of Thunnus maccoyii (southern bluefin tuna), 1205 nucleotides long. Its product is annotated as transmembrane protein 272-like. Lineage: Eukaryota; Metazoa; Chordata; Actinopteri; Scombriformes; Scombridae. The record is from RefSeq and is a predicted model, not a curated record. Bases 330 to 845 code for a protein of 171 amino acids. The transcript has 6 exons.